CACGUAUCCGACAAGUCUUGUCUUCGAGUGGAUAGAUCCAAGACACAAUGGAGAUUCCGUCCCCAUCGUCGAGCAGUAUCAGUGACUUUAUUCCAGUGGUGCCGACACCGAAAGUCUUGGCCACGACGCCGACUGUACCAGAUGUACACGUUCCCAUUCGACCGCGUUGGGUGCUCUAUGCCAACGUCCUGGUGUCACUGCUGCAACCACUGCAGUACGGAUGGUCUACCACUCAACUAAACCUCACAACGUUCAACAACCAAGAAGAGUGCGAUGCUAGACCCGUCGCACCCCACACCUGCCUCAUGUUCCCGGGACACACGAAAGCACAGUGGACAAUGGCGGUCAGUGCCUGGAUCCUGGGCGGCAUGAUCGGUGCUCUAGUGAUCGGACGGUUCUCCAACAAGUUUGGUCGGAAACGCAUCAUGAUGUCCAAUUGCCUCUUCAUGAUAACUGGGGCCGUUGUGCAAGCCAGCGCCUCCAACAUCCGGAUGUUCAUCGGUGGUCGAGUGAUUUCCGGUGUUGCAUCAGGAGGAGCCACUGCUGUUAUCCCUGGUUUUAUCAGCGAAAUCUCACCGCCAAGUCUUCGUAACAGCCUCGGAGUGGGCUUCCAGAUCGCCAUUACAGUCGGCAAUCUACUGGUUGCCAUCACCUUUUUCUUCUUCGAUACAAGCAGCGGUUGGCGUUUAAUUGCAGGAUUCCCUAUUGUACUUGCAAUAUUGUUCCUGGUACUCGCAUCUUUCGUUAUGGUUGAAAGUCCUACGUGGUUGCUCAUGGUGGGGGAGCACCAGUUAGCAGAGCGAGAGCUCGCGCGUCUAUUUGGCGAGGAGAACGUAUAUCUCGCUAAGACUUGGAUCAAGCAAGACCACCCUGCACCUCAAGAAAGUGAACAUACCAUACCAACUACUGCUCCCGAAGCUUCCAGUUUUGCCAAGCUACUCUCACCGACGCUCAUUCGGCAACUACUGACAGCAAUCGGUGUGGCUGGAGCUCAGCAACUCACGGGCAUUAAUGUUGUCUUCUUCUACUCGUCCACUCUCUUUGAACAGGCUGGCAUCUCGGACGAUCGUAUUGGAAUCGUCGCCGUCAACUUUGUCAACGUACUACCGACCAUGUUCUGCGGUAUGUUGGCCACUCGACUAGGUAACCGUAAGCUCAUCUUGUAUGGAUUAACGGGCAUGUUUAUCAGUGCAGUGGGCAUCACAGUGUCGCUUGUUGCUAGUUCACCAGCGCUUGCCAUCGUGUUCACUGCUUGUUACGUCACCACGUUCGGUUCGAGUCUUGGGUCGCUAGCGUGGGUGGUUAUGGCGGAUCUCUUCCCGGAUGACAUUCGAGCAAUGGGCAACUCUGUGUGUGUGGGCUGUAGCUGGUUGUGCAAUCUCGCAGUGGGUCUGGGUUACCCCUAUAUCGCUGCUGCAUUGGUCAACUUCAGCUUCACACCCUUCAUGUGCACAGUUGCAUUGUCGUUCCUCUUCGUGUACACGGUUGUACCAGAGACGUCGGGUAAGACGAUGCAGGAGAUCCAGGACGAGUUCACCGCACGGCGUCUGGUGAAGCAUUAA
Phytophthora nicotianae INRA-310 is the source of this 1562-nucleotide messenger RNA. RefSeq lists its product as hypothetical. Gene Ontology annotation, molecular function: hexose transmembrane transporter activity. NCBI's taxonomy places the organism in Eukaryota, Oomycota, Peronosporomycetes, Peronosporales, Peronosporaceae. The coding region runs from base 48 to 1562 and encodes 504 amino acids. The record is from RefSeq and is a predicted model, not a curated record. Gene Ontology annotation, biological process: monosaccharide transmembrane transport. The transcript has a single exon. Gene Ontology annotation, cellular component: membrane.